AUGAUGCAUUCAACAAAAAUUUCAACAUCUAAACCGACUUCAUCAUCAACAACAACAACAAAUACUGAACAGUAUCAUUAUCCACCUAUAUCAACACUUCGUCGAGCUAGUCGACCAAGUAAUAUUGAUUUAUCCAUUGUUGAUCAUAAUAAUACCCAACAAGCAAAUGAUCCGGGUAUAUAUUCAGCACCAAUAUGUUAUAUAAAACAAACAAAUAAUCAUCAUCAACAACAUAUUCAUCAUUCAUCUCAACCAUAUACAGCUACAUUUCAAUAUCAACCGCAACAACAACAACAACAACAACAACAACAGCAACAUUUACAAUUACAUUCACAUCAUCAUCCUCAACAACAACAACCUAAUCUUCAUCUAUAUCAACAACAACAACAACAGCCGCAGCAACAACAAAUACAUGAUCCAUAUUUACAUCAUCAACAUACACCUCAUACAUUUCCAUUACAAGCAUCACCAAAUCAUUAUCAUCAAUGUUUUUAUUUCCCACCGUCAACAUUACAAGUUAAUGUAACAAGUAAUGGUCAUCAAACAACGAAUACAAGUCAACCUUCAACACCAACACAUACUAAUCGUCUACAUUCUGUACAGAUUCAAAAACAACAACAAUGGUCAAAUCCAGUCCUGAGUCCAUUGAUGGUCAAACGAAUGAAUGAAAAUGUUGCAUCGAUAUCAAUGGAUGAUGAUGAAGAUCCAUCAGCUUCAAUUGAUGCUCUUGUUGCUGAUGUUGAUUCAAAUUCUCAAGAUAUACUUGGUGAUCAACAAAAUAAAUCUCUUAAUAACUCGAAAAUUACAUCAACAACUCCAGCAGAUACAAGAUCAUUAUCACCACAUUUAUAUCUUCGUAGUGCAUCACAUAUAUUAACAACUCCACCUAAUCCACUUGCAUCUGAUGAUCAUCCUGAUAAUAAGUUACCUAUUGGAAAUAAUUUUCAAAAAACUUUUAGUCCUUUACCAAGUGCUGGUUUUGGAUUAGCAACGACACCGAAUAAUAAUAAUCUGAAAUUAUCAUCAACAGAUGGAUCAUUUUUCAGUUUUGAUGGAAAUAUACCUGAACAAGUACAUUUAAAAAAUACGCAUAAUGAUAAUAUUGAAAGUACGAAUCAAGAUAAAUUAAUUCAACCAUUAAUUAUAAAUCCAGAUGUUCGAACAAAAAAACUUUCUUCGAAUAAUUUAAUUCACGAUGAUAAUAGUAAUCAUAGUUCAACAAAUAGUAGUGGUCAUAAUACUUCAUCAAGAAUCUUUAGUCAGAUGCUACAAUCUUCCGAACAAAGAAGAUCACCUUCUUCAUCAUCACCACUUUCAACUGAUGUUAAAUUAACAUCAAUAGAUCCCGGUAAUAAUCAAACAAAUACCAAUACAAUGCCAUUACAACAAGGUCGACAUACGUGUACACAUCCGGAAUGCAAUAAAAUAUUUGCAAAUAAAAGUGCUCUGGCAAAACACAAAUUAACGCAUAGUCAAGAUCGAAAACAUAAAUGUGCAAAAUGUAAUAAAGGCUUUAAACGACUUGAUCAUCUUAAUGGUCAUAUGUUAACACAUGAAGAAGAAAAGCCACAUAAAUGUCGUGUACCUAGUUGUAAUCGAACAUAUUGUGAUGCUCGUUCAUUAAAACGACAUAUUGAAAAUAGUCAUCAAGAUAUAUUAGCUGCUAUUCAUGAAGGUGGACAUGAUGAAUAUAAAAGAUUUUUACCUGAAACAGCUAUUGUUAAAACAAAAGAUUUAUCAAUAACUAAUGAACUUUCAAUUGAUUCAGUUGAUAGUAAUUCUCCUCGAUCAUUAAUUGAUAAUGAACAAUCAUUUAAUAUUCGAACAUCAACUGGAAAUAAAAUUCUAACAACUUACACAUUUGAUGAAGAAAAAUAUGUUGAAUGUCAAAUUUGUAAGAAAACGUUUAAAAGUGGUGCUGCACUUAAUGGUCAUAUGCGUUUACACGGUGGAUUUAAUGAAACACAACCAACACCGGCUUCAACUACUAAGACACAAAAACCGAAACAUACAGCAACAAGUACAAAACGACCACGUACCAAUUCACCAUCAACUUCAAUAGCAAUUAAAAAAGAAGAACAAGAUAUUCCUAUGAAUUCAUCAACGAAUGAUCUUUAUCAUCAACAUCAGCAUCAUCACCAUCAACAACAAUCACCAUUUUCAAGUGUAUCAUCACCUUUAGAUGUUCAUCAACAACAAUUUUAUGAUCGACUGUCAUCAUCACGAUCACGUUCAGUAUCAUCAUCUGUUAUUUCGAAUUCAGCAACAUCAUUUCCUUCAUAUACAAUUCAAAAUCCGAUGAGUGUACAACCACCAAACAAACAAAUGCGAAAACAAAGUCCAUUAUCGAUGCCUGGAUUUGAUCAAUCUCGUAUUAAUAAUUCAAAUGGAAUAAUGCAAGUUAAUUCAAUUCCGAAUCACCAGAUGAAUGGAAUGCAUUCGCAAUAUUCAUAUCAUCAUCGUCCAUCGAAUUUUACACAAUUUCAAGUAACUCCAUCGUCAUCCAUGCCAACAACUUCAUUAUCAACAAAUCUACAUCAUCAUCUUCUUCGUCAAAAAACUGAAUUACUCAAUCAAGAUUUUUAUCUUCAUUGUCAACCAUCACCUUCAUUAGGUGAUCCUAUCCGUUGUACACCACCACCACCUCCACCGACACAAUCAUAUUUUAUUCCUUCAGCUAUACCAAAUUCAACUUCUGCAAUCAUAAAUACGCCGGUAACAUCACCAUAUACAAAUCCAAAUGCUAGUCAUGUUUCACCAUCAUCUCCAUUACAAAUGCGCAAUGAUAAUCAUGUUCAUACAAUACCUAAUAAUGGCAUGCAAUUAUCACCAGCUAUGAAAUCAACAUCAUCAUCACAUUCAUCAAUAUCAUCAUCAUCCUCAUCAUAUAUAACACCUAAACAACGUAUUUUGAAUGCUAUUAAACAGGUCAAACAAGAUGAUCAACAACAAAUAAUUGUAGAACCUGAAGAAGACGAAGAUGAACAAGCUUCAUCAAUGAAAAUUGUUGCUGAUCAUGAUAGUCCAAUAAAAAUAAACCCAAUGUCAGGUUUUCUUAUUGGUACACCAUCAUCUAGUAGUACAAGUUCAUUAUCAUCUGCAUCAAGUAAUACACAUUUUAAUUAUGAUAAUAUUCUUCCACCAGUAAUACCAACGAAACGUGAAAGUACUCCAAGUAUAUUUCCAUGGGCAUCACAAUUUCGAAAACAAUUAAGUAUUAAUACUGAAAAGAUGGCAUUAAAUCCUAUACCAUCAACUCCAUAUACACCACCACCAAUGUUAAGUCCAUUUCGAAAAGGUCCAGGCCUUUAUUAUCGAGCUUUUUCUCAAUCAGGAGAAACACCAUCAAUACCAACAACUCCUGCUAUAACACCUGGUGGAGAAGAUUCAACAGGUCCAAAAAUUAAUAUUGGAAGAGACUAUCAAGCAAUUAUACCUAAACUUCGAACAAGAAUGGAUGAUUAUACAGAAAAUGACGAUGAAUUAUUAUUUUCACCACUUGAAUUAACAUCACAAGAUGAAAAAGCAUUAGAAAAAUUUGAACAAUUAAAUCAACUGAAUCCAUUUUUAUUUUCACCACGUGUUUCACCAGUAUCAUAUCCACUUGAAUUAGUUUAUAUGUUAUUACAUGAAUAUAAUGGUAAUUUACAACGUACAUUAGCUAGUUUACUUGAAGGUACAGCUAACGAUAUAAAACAAUGUCGACCAAUACAUCGUUAUCAUUUUUCUGAAUGUAAUAAUUGGACAAAAGAAGAAAUUGAUGCUUUUACAAGAGCAUUACAAUCGUCUGAAAAAAAUUUCGAAGUUGUUAGUCGAGCAGUUGGAACAAAAACUAUAAAACAAUGUAUUGAAUUUCAUUAUAUGCCAAAAGUAAAUAUAUCUGCACGAAAAAUAUUAUCAACAGGAACAAGUUCUGUUAUGACUCGACGAAGAAGAUCUCAAUUAAUAAAAACUAAACAACAACAAUUAGAUGAUGAAACAUCUUCAUCACCAUUCAGUGAAUUUAAAAUAGAUGAUGAUAAUUCAAUAAUGAAUAGUGAUAGUUCAUCUACAACUCAAUUUACCUGUGAUAUUGAUGAAUGCUCAAUGACAUUUACAACUCAACGUGCAUGUCGAGCUCAUCGUAAAGAACAUCGUCGAAUAACUAACAAUAAUAAUAAUAUGACAACAUUGACAAAUACAAAAGCGAAGCCGAAAUAUUGA
Adineta steineri is the source of this 4203-nucleotide messenger RNA. NCBI's taxonomy places the organism in Eukaryota, Metazoa, Rotifera, Eurotatoria, Adinetida, Adinetidae. The record is from the annotation of a GenBank genome assembly.